Hyposmocoma kahamanoa is the source of this 495-nucleotide messenger RNA. RefSeq lists its product as uncharacterized. The transcript is spliced from 3 exons. The record is from RefSeq and is a predicted model, not a curated record. NCBI's taxonomy places the organism in Eukaryota, Metazoa, Arthropoda, Insecta, Lepidoptera, Cosmopterigidae. Bases 55 to 489 code for a protein of 144 amino acids.
UGUAUAUCUUUUAAUGAUGUCAUUUACAACCCUCGAAAAAUAAAGGGCAUAAGAAUGCACUUGCAGAAGCUCGGUUACCGGGUGGAUUUAAUAGAAGAGUCGUGGAGGGACUACUGCAUUAUGGAAUUGUGUGGACAGGAGGUGUUCCGGUGCAACGUACGUCAUCUAAAGUUUAACACUUGCGUGGAGCGCGACCCAGUGGCCCAGUGCGCCGUCAACGCUGUCAUUGCAGGCACCUCGGCCUGUUUGCGAGCGCGCAAUAACCUCUGGCUGAAAACAGUACUCAAAGAUGAGAUAUUCCAACGUAACGAAUACUCGCCCAAAAAUUACUGGCCAUUUCCCGUUAAUCUAACGCCCUUGGUUUACGAAUGUCCCACCUGCUGUGGCAGCUUGUCUAUUAAGUACCAUAAAAAAAAGAAAUUAAUACCGUCUAAGCCACAGGAAGAUUAUAUCAAACCUCAUGACCCGGCACCAGAAAAUAAGAAAUAAAUUAUU